Messenger RNA from Tupaia belangeri chinensis (Chinese tree shrew), 785 nucleotides. RefSeq names its product alpha-1-acid glycoprotein 2. NCBI's taxonomy places the organism in Eukaryota, Metazoa, Chordata, Mammalia, Scandentia, Tupaiidae. The coding region runs from base 57 to 662 and encodes 201 amino acids. The transcript has 6 exons. Gene Ontology annotation, biological process: regulation of immune system process. The record is from RefSeq and is a predicted model, not a curated record.
CACUGCCCUUGGCCACCAGCUCUCACCAGCUCUGGUGCCUCCUCACAUCUCUCAGCAUGGCGCUGCCCUGGGCCCUCACAGUCCUGAGCCUUCUACCUCUGCUGGACGCCCAGAACCCGGCAUGUGCCAACCUCACAGUGGCACCUAUGACCAAUGCCACCCUGGAGAGGAUCUCUGGCAAGUGGUUUUAUAUCGCCUCAGCCAACCGGAACCCGGAGUACAAUCAGUCUUCCCAGACGAUUCAGGCAGCCUUCUUUUACUUAACCCCCAACCACACGGAGGACCAGAUCCUGCUCCGAGAAUACACAACCAUGGGGGACAAGUGCAUCUACAACUCCAGUGACCUGCGGGUGCAGCGCGAGAACAGGACGAUCUCCAAAUACGAAUGGGGCAGAGAACAUUUUGCCCACCUGCUGUUCUUCAAAGACCCCAGGACCUUCUUCCUUGCUGCCUACCUCGAUGACGAGAAGAACCGGGGGCUCUCCUUCUACACUGACAAGCCUGUGGCAACCCAGGAGCAACUGGAAGAGUUCCAUGAAGCCUUGGCGUGCCUGGACAUGCACAAGUCGGAAGCUGUCUACACCGACUGGAGAAAAGAUCAGUGUGAGCCACAGGAUUCGCAGGAUGAGAAGGAAAAGAAGACUGACGAGGAGGAGUCCUAGGAGAACAGUGUUUGAGACCAGACCUCUGGGGCUUUGGGGACCAUCCUUACCCCCAACUCCUUUUUCGUACCUCGGUUAUUUCGUCCCAUUGCAUUAAUAAAGGGUCCGGAGUUGGGACAGUCA